UCUGACUUUGGUGAAAAAGGGCGAAUGUGGGGGAAAUUUCGCUCGUUUUUAAUUUUCAUAAACAGGUAGUUCAACUGAUUGAGAAAUUUUGUGCUCCAAUUCAUUGCAACAUCGAAGUGCAAUGCUCGAUUGGGUGGAUAAGGUAUUUAUUGCAUGCUGACCUUAGCAGUAUGAAGCGCACCUGACCUUCGCCUAGGGAGUGCAUGCUAACGUAGUGAACACCCAGAUUCUUUGGAAACACAUACAGAGAGAGUUUAAAAUUUCUAGUCCUGGACUUUCCUGGAAACAGUAAUAUCCAUUUAACAGUGUAUAUCAAGCCUUCAGAUACAAGGUUAGCAACCGAGCACAGGUAUCGACAGUAAUAGGGGAUUGGUGGAUCAGGGUUGUGGUUCCAAACUGGAAGAAGGCCAAAUUUGAAGAAAUGAGGAAGGAUCUAAAAAGCGUGGAUUGGACAGGCUGUUUUCUGCAAAGGAUGUGAUCGAUUGGCGGGACGAUUCGCAAAUCUUCGACAGAGGUCGACGCAGAUAUAAAUGAACAACAUUCCAGCGAGAAUGAAUCUGGCGGAAAAAGGCUACAAAGUAUAGAAACUGAAGGAAUUCUGUGGACAAUUGAAAAGAAACAACCGCAGAAGUAAAGUUACGGCAGACACAUCGGACGAAAGAGGAAUGAAACGGGAUUUCGAACUCUAAGAUGUUCACUUGAAGAAUGAGAGGAUUGUCUGCAGCUGUCUUCCUCUGUCAUCACCUUCAACAGUUAUAUCAGGACAAAUUCCAUCUAAUGGAGUAGAACCACGCUUUGAUAAAUCUUUAGUAUCUUUGCGUAUAUGGCUUAAAAGAUGUAAGAUACUUUUCGAACCAAUGUGGGAAUAACUGCGCUGGGAGCAGAUCUCACCACUGAAGUGUAAUUUGGCCAGAACAGCAUUAUGGCAGCUUUCAACCAGAAACAGCACCAGGUUGAGGCCGGAGAACGGAACUGUGAUCAAAAAGAUAAGAAUCCCUCUCCCAGGGCGAAAAACACAUUUGGUAGCAGACUCAAAACUGGACUCAUUUGGGGUGUCAGGAAGACCUCAUGUAAAAAUGAGGUCGACAAAGAGGAAAUAGGCCAAUGUACGUCUGGGACUGGCGAAACCACUCGCAUAGCGGCAACGGAGAUCGAUAGAGGAUUAACAGAAAAACAUCGGAUCGGGAAUGAAUCCCCCACAACAAAGCUGCAAUAUAGAGGAACGGUAGAUGAGAUUGUAGGCAAAGCAAAAGGAAGACCUAUGAAAGAUAGGCACCGCGCCCGUAAUGAAAGUUGGAAGAAAGAAAUGGAAAUGACGGGUAAAUUUCUGUCAACGAGCGGACAGGAGCAAAAGUCGGGAAUAUCGGAUAGAAGAAUGAUAGUGGCGUGUGACAUGAACAUUAGCAAAACGGCGACAGAGUGUAAUAGAGGUACAAUAGAAAAAAGCCCCAUCGGUAAUGAAUCUGCCAGAACAAAGUUUCAAAAUAAGGAAACGGUAGAAGAUAAUGUAGGCAAAGCGAAAGCAAGACUCAUCAAAGAUGAGCACUGCGCCGGUAACGAAACUAGGAGGAAUAGAAUGGAAAUAACGAAUAAAGAUCUGGCAACUAGCGUACAAGAGGACAUACCAGGCACAUCGGAGAGAAGCUUGACACUGGAAGGAAAAGGGCACCAUGCCACUGGAAGUGAACCAGAGGGACGUUUGUCAGAGAGUAUUACACUACAAACUAUAGAAACUAAAGAAGAAACUGAAGGCAAGGCGCAAAAAGUACCUGCUGAAGAUGACCACCGUGGUGAUAUUGAAGGGACUGCACGGACGACUGGCGACAAACCGACGGAACUGGAAGCAGAUAAUAAACAACAAGGUGCCAGCGGAAAUGAAACUAGUACAGGCAAGGGACUAAAUACAGAAACUGAAGAAAAUAACGCAGACUACACGAAAAGGGAUCCCGUCGACAUUAGAAACUGCGCUGGCAACGAAAGUGAGAAGAAUCUUCGGGAAGAUAUGGGGAACGAUCGGGCAGCAUACCGACAAGAAGAAAACACACGAACAUCUGAGGAAGAAAGAAUGAGAGAGGAAGGAAAAGGGCACCAUGCCACUGGAAGUGAACCAGAGGGAAGUCUGUCAGAGAGCAUUACACUACAAACUAUAGAAACUAAAGAAGAAACUGUAGGCAAGGCGCAAAAAGUACCUACGGAAGAGGACUACCGUGGUGAUAAUGAAGGGACUGUUCGGACGACUCGCGAAAUAACGACAGAACAGGAAUCAGAUAUUAAACAACAACGUGCCAGCGGAAAAGAAACAAGUACAGGCAAGGGACUAAAUACAGAAACUGCAGAAAAUACCGGAGAUUACACGAAAGGAGAGCCCGCCGAAGUUAGGAACUGCGCUGGCAAUGAAAGUGAGAAGGAUAUUCUGGAAGUUAUGGGGAACGAUCCGACAGCAAGCCGACAAGAAGAAAUCACACGCACACCAGAGGAAGAAAGAAUGAAGGGGGAAGGAAAACGGCACCAUGCCACUGCAAGUGAACCAGAGGGAAGUUUGUCAGAGAGUAUUACACUACAAACUAUAGAAACUAAAGAAGAAACUGAAGGCAAGGCGCAAAAAGUACCUACGGAAGAGGACUACCGUGGUGAUAAUGAAGAAGGAAAUGGGCACCAUGCCAGUGGAAGUGAACCAGAGGGAUGUUUGUCAGAGAGUAUUACACUACAAACUAUAGAAAGUAAAGAAGAAACAGUUGGCAAGGCGCAAAAAGUACCUGCUGAAGAUGACCACCGUGGUGAUAAUGAAGGGACUGUUCGGACGACUCGCGAAAUAGCGACAGUACAGGAAACAGAUAUUAAACAACAACGUGCCAGCGGAAAUGAAACUAGUACAGGGAAGGGACUAAAUACAGAAACUGCAGAAAAUACCGGAGAUUACACGGAAGGAGAGCCCGCCGAAGUUAGGAACUGCGCUGGCAACGAAAGUGAGAAGGAUCUUCUGGAAGUUAUGGGGAACGAUCCGACAGCAAGCCGACAAGAAGAAAUCACACGCACACCAGAGGAAGAAAGAAUGAGGGGGGGAAGGAAAAGGGCACCAUGCCACUGGAAGUGAACCAGAGGGACGUUUGACAGAGAGUAUUACACUACAAACUAUAGAAACUAAAGAAGAAACUGAAGGCAAGGCGCAAAAAGUACCUACGGAAGAGGACUACCGUGGUGAUAAUGAAGAAGGAAAUGGGCACCAUGCCAGUGGAAGUGAACCAGAGGGAUGUUUGUCAGAGAGUAUUACACUACAAACUAUAGAAACUAAAGAAGAAGCAGUUGGCAAGGCGCAAAAAGUACCUGCUGAAGAUGACCACCGUGGUGAUAAUGAAGGGACUGUUCGGACGACUCGCGAAAUAACGACAGAACAGGAAUCAGAUAUUAAACAACAACGUGCCAGCGGAAAAGAAACAAGUACAGGCAAGGGACUAAAUACAGAAACUGCAGAAAAUACCGGAGAUUACACGAAAGGAGAGCCCGCCGAAGUUAGGAACUGCGCUGGCAAUGAAAGUGAGAAGGAUAUUCUGGAAGUUA
This is a messenger RNA of Mobula hypostoma (lesser devil ray), 3558 nucleotides long. RefSeq lists its product as uncharacterized. Lineage: Eukaryota; Metazoa; Chordata; Chondrichthyes; Myliobatiformes; Myliobatidae. The coding region runs from base 923 to 3094 and encodes 723 amino acids. The transcript is spliced from 17 exons. The record is from RefSeq and is a predicted model, not a curated record.